CUGGAGUCAGGUGGUUGACUGGUUCCUGGCAGAGGCAGCCGCAGUGGUGGCAUCUCCCUUCUAUAAUCCCUCACCUCAGCCACUGGAAUCCACCAGGCCAUGGAUACAGUAGCUGUGUACCAUGGUAAAAUCAGCAGAGAGACUGGAGAGAAGCUCCUGCUCGCCACAGGGUUGGACGGCAGCUAUUUGCUGAGGGACAGCGAGAGUGUUCCGGGCGUGUACUGCCUGUGUGUGCUGUAUCAAGGUUACAUUUAUACAUACCGAGUGUCCCAGACAGAAACGGGUUCUUGGAGUGCUGAGACAGCACCUGGGGUACAUAAAAGAUUUUUCCGGAAAAUAAAAAAUCUCAUUUCAGCAUUUCAGAAGCCAGACCAAGGCAUCAUAAUACCUCUGCAGUAUCCAGUUGAGAAUUCCUCAGCUCGAAGUACACAAGGGAGAAGAGAUUCUGAUGUUUUCCUGAAAGCACCAUGAUGAAAAAGAAAACACCUUGUACUUUAUUUUCAAUAAUUUAAAUACAUGCUAAGUCUUGUGUCAUGUAGAUAAUACAGUUAGUUCAGUGAGCUAUAAAUGCAUUUGUAGCACCACUGUAGUCCUGCAUUGAAAGCACUGUGCCUCAUAUUAAAGCUGAAAUGGACACUGUAGAUAACGAAAAGCUUUGAAAUGAAGAUUGGGAAAAAUAAUUCCAUAGGUUAUUUUCAGUUACCGUAUUUUCAAAUGGGAAAUAAUUUAAGAUAUAAUGAAUACUUGAUAAAACAUUAAUGUCGAUUCUUGCCAAAUAUAAAUAAAAAUAAUCCCUAGCUUUUGUCAAAGCACCAAUUACAGUGAUAUAUCAUUUGAUAAUUACUGAUUUCCUGAGUGUAUUCUGAGAAUGUAGUUGGUGUCCCCCACCUCUGUCACAUACAGUUCUCCUCUGUCUAUGGUGUCAUAGGCCCUUUGGGGAUUUAUAAAACUGUCCACUGACACAAGUACUAGGUAAACAGUGAAGGAUUCCUGUUUAAAUUUGAAAGUAACUUUCUUGUCUAGUAUUCUGAUGUCAGACAGUAAAAUCCACUGACCAAUCUGGAGUUUAAAAUCUUAUAAUUUAAAAUAACUUGUAAAUGUUUACUGUAUUUGAUGGUAUAGGAUAAGAAAUUAUAUUUAGAAAUCUGAUGAUGUAGGUUUUUCUUCUUCUCAUUUAUCUCUGCCCCAAUUUUUUCUACUCUAUGUAAAACCUCAUUUGCAAAGGAAUUUUCGGCAACUAGAGCUCUUGGUUAACUGAUGUGUAAUCAGUCUCCCUAUUGGUAACCUGACAAGUCUACUUGAAAGCUUAUGCUUACAUUAAUUUUUAACAAUUCUGAGUGACUGAAACCUAAGUAAGAGUCAAAAUUUUGCAUGUAUUUUCUUCUCACAUUUAUAUCUUUACAAGUUUGUGAUUGACUGUAUGCCAUGUUGCUUUAUGACUCAAAUAAUUCAUCUGUUCAACAAACAUAAUAGGGUACUGGGGGUAGAGAAGUAAAAAUAUCUGGGCCCUGCCCUCAGAUAUCCACUGUCUUAUUGGCCAAGAAAAUUGUAAUAGUAAGAGAUAAUAAAAGAAAAUUUAAAAGGCACACACAAUAAUAAUAAAAGUUGUUAAGUACAUAAGUGAGGUUCUCUAUGUGUAGGUAGAGUUGGCUUUAGAGGAAAGGCAAAUCAGCGCAAAUACUCUGGUCCAUAGGAAAAAUCUGUCUCAUUGUAUACGGAUGACAUGGCAAUUUGGGUUGUACGUGAAUGCUGUCAACUUAGUUAAUAACUAGCGCACUGCUGAAAGCCAGAGCUACUCUUUAUGUGCUGCAAGUUCUGAUUUUUAGACAUUUAGCAUAGUGAAGUAUGGCCAUGGUAGUAUAUUGUGGGUAGCUCAUCAUUUCUUGAAGGAAGAGCAUCACUUUAACUUGUAAAGGCAUUCAGAAGCCUACUCCACACUGUUUCUCUGGUGUGAGAAAACAAAAGUGUAAAAAAGGACCAACAUGUGUAAUAGAUAUCGUGAAACAG
Messenger RNA from Chinchilla lanigera (long-tailed chinchilla), 2007 nucleotides. It is a transcript of the gene Sh2d1a, whose product is annotated as SH2 domain containing 1A. Bases 100 to 471 code for a protein of 123 amino acids. Lineage: Eukaryota; Metazoa; Chordata; Mammalia; Rodentia; Chinchillidae. The record is from RefSeq and is a predicted model, not a curated record. Gene Ontology annotation, biological process: cellular defense response; cell-cell signaling. The transcript has 4 exons. Gene Ontology annotation, cellular component: cytoplasm.